Drosophila erecta is the source of this 1677-nucleotide messenger RNA. RefSeq lists its product as uncharacterized. NCBI's taxonomy places the organism in Eukaryota, Metazoa, Arthropoda, Insecta, Diptera, Drosophilidae. The record is from RefSeq and is a predicted model, not a curated record. The coding region runs from base 1 to 1677 and encodes 558 amino acids. The transcript has a single exon.
AUGUGGCAACAAGUGCUGUUGGCCGAGACCCCUAAUUGGUCUCGUUCAGACGUUCUCCAGCGGUUCUGGACACAUUUGAGGUUGGAGGUUCGAUACCGGACGCUGCUGCACUAUCGAGUGGGAUCAUGUGAAUGCUGGUUUGAUGAUGUUAUGGGCUCUGCCGACUCAACGGCUUUAAUGUGGAAUAAUCAAACGUACCCACAUUAUCUGAGGCAGCGACAGGAUUCCGACAUGUUGUCAGUGUCCUGCCUGAGAUUUCACCAGUACCAGGAAGUGCUGCUAGCAUUAAGCGUAAUGCUGGAUCAAAUACUAUACAUUCCCGUGGUAUUGCAACUUUGCGGAGACGAAGAUUCCAACCAGGAACUGAACUCAGCUCGGCUAAUAUUGAAGCAAAGUCAAGACUUAAAAAUGAUCAACGUCGUGUUGCUCUCGUCGAAAUUUUUUACCUCUGGGACACUCUACUCCUACGAAAUGUUUCCAGAGUUCAAAGUUAAAACACUAGUUUAUCAAGCAUACCUCAAACUAUUCCCUUAUAAGCUGGGAAACCUGAAAGGACAUCCUAUACGCACCAUUCCCGAUAAUUCUGAGCCGCAUACCAUCGUGCAAAAGAUAUCGAAUGGUUCCAUCACCAUUGAAGGUCCUGUAUGGCAAUUAAUGGUUGAAUUCGUCAAACAUAUUAAUGGCACUCUUCAGCUUCCCAUGGAGCCACAUCCGGAUAGAACCAUUAAACUUGUCCAGGUCCUGGAUUUGGUAAGAAAUGAAACCGUGGAUAUAGCAGCCAGCUUGAGGCCUUAUACCGUCAACGUGAAACGCAGCAGCUCGCAUGUAUAUGGUUUCCCAAUGAUGGUGGGAAAUUGGUGUUCGAUGUUACCCACGGAAAGGGUAAUACGCAGCCAUGAGGCGCUGGCCAGAUUGAUGAAGUCUCCUUGGACGUGGCUAAUCUUGCUAGUGCUGUACGGUGUGCACAGAUUUUUGGUGCUAAAAACACGUUUAAGGAUUUCACUCGUACACCUGAUAAAACUUUUGAUUAACCUGGCGCUUAUCUGCUUUCUAGAAGCUCAACUUUCGGCCUAUUUUAUUGGACCCCAGAAGGUGAAUCACAUUUCCAACAUGCAGCAACUAGAGGAAUCGGGUCUUAAAAUCCGAGGAAUGCGAGCGGAGUUCAUGGAGUACCCCAUCGAAAUGAGGAGUCGGUAUGCAUCCUCCUUUCUGCUGCAUGACGUUUUCUUUGAUUUGGCACAAGAUCGUAACAACUUCAACACUUCUUAUGGCUAUACGGUGUCCUCCGUUAAGUGGAAUCUAUACAAAGAAGCCCAACGCCAUUUCCGGCGACCUUUGUUUCGCUACUCGGAGGAUAUUUGUGUCCAGAAGCUAUCGCUUUUCUCACUGAUCCUGCAAAGCAACUGCUUAUAUCGCCACGAAAACAGAAAUUUCAUCUUACGAAUGCACGAAGCCGGACUCAUAAGCCUGUGGUAUAGGAGAUCCUAUUACGUAAUGGUUGCUGCUGGACGAUUCCCCAAGGGGGACUUAAGCACAGUCCGCCAGGCGCAACCCAUUCGUUGGUCAGAAUGGCAGUAUGUGGAAUUACUACAUGUGGCCGGACUUCUAUUUUCUGUGGUUGUUUUCGUCAUCGAGCUCACUGUUCACUAUGUAAAUGUUUGCCUAAACAACUUGUAA